Molecule: messenger RNA, 2059 nt
Organism: Saccostrea cuccullata (small rock oyster)
Lineage: Eukaryota; Metazoa; Mollusca; Bivalvia; Ostreida; Ostreidae
Product: xaa-Pro aminopeptidase 1-like
Exons: 20
Coding region: 203-1876 (557 amino acids)
Source: RefSeq, a predicted model, not a curated record
UCGAAAUCCUCUUUCAAAAUAAUUUUUCCCGAGUUGACUCGAAACCAAAACUAAAAUUAUUGUAACAAUCUAGUAAGAGAAAAACUGGUGAUAUACAGUGACAAACAAUUUUCUUGAUAAGUAAUCGUAGAUAUAUUUUUGGCACAACUAUAUUUGCGCAUUUUUCUGUCUUUUGAAGUUUCAGUAGAGGUUUUCCGACACAAUGCCUUUGGCACACAAUAGAACAGGACCACUGCUGAAGAAGCUCAGGACAUUGAUGAGUAAUAGGAAGUAUGUACCAGAAAGCAUUCAAGCUUACAUCGUGCCUUCAGGAGAUUCACACCAGAGUGAGUAUAUAGCUCCAUGUGACUGUAGAAGAGCAUUCAUCUCAGGAUUCACGGGAUCUGCAGGAACAGCAGUUAUUACGACAGAAAAGGCGGCUCUAUGGACAGAUGGCAGGUACUUCCUACAGGCAGAAAAACAAUUGGACGAAAACUGGACUCUGAUGAAAGAUGGACAGCCCAGCACUCCCACACAGGCAGACUGGCUAGCUAAGGAACUACCUGUGGGUGGAACAGUAGGUGUGGACCCAUGUCUGAUUUCUGCAGAGGCUUGGAAACCCUUGAAGAAAAGUCUCCAGUCUACGGGUCACAGUAUCAUAGCUGUCCCCUAUAACCUGAUAGAUCUAGUGUGGGAGGAUCAGCCCCCACCCCCAAUGAAUCCACUCCUGACACUCUCAGAAAAAUACACAGGCAUGAGCUGGCCAGAGAAAAUUCAGAAAGUACGAGAGAAAAUGCAGGCCAAAAAAUGUGGGGCAUUGGUUAUCUCAGCUCUGGAUGAAAUAGCAUAUCUGUUUAACCUGCGGGGAUCAGACAUUGAGUACAACCCGGUCUUCUUUGCCUAUGCUGUUGUUACCUUGGAAAACAUAUUUUUAUUUAUAGAUGAACAAAAGCUUGACACUGAAAUCAAGCAUCAUUUGCAGCUGAAUGGAGUGAGCAGUGACCUACAGGUCAUGCCCUAUGACAAGGUCGGGGAGGUCAUCAAAACUCUUGUGGACCAGGUCGAGGGUAAAUUCUGGAUCAGUCCCAAAUCUAGCGUAGCUUUGACACACUGUGUUGAUAAAAGUCGAUUGUUUGCCCAGACAUCCCCGGUGGCUGUAAUGAAGGCAGUGAAGAAUGCAACAGAAAUCCAGGGAAUGAGAAUGGCUCAUAUAAAAGAUGCUGUCACACUUUGUGAGCUGUUUUCUUGGUUGGAGAAACAGAUUCCCACAGGAUCAGUGACUGAGGUGUCUGCUGCAGAUAAACUGGAGGAAAUUAAACAGGAACAGGAUGACUUUGUGAGUUUGAGUUUUGCUACCAUAUCAAGCACUGGUCCUAAUGCUGCCAUUAUACACUAUAAGAUUUUUCUAAGUGACUACAGUACAAGUCACAUGUUAGAUACCUUGGCCAGAACAGCAUUAUGGGAAGUGGGUCUGGAUUAUGCUCAUGGAACGGGUCACGGAGUGGGGGCCUUCCUGAAUGUUCAUGAAGGCCCCUGUGGAAUUAGUCCCCGAGUCUCGGCGGCAGAGAUUCCCCUCGAGGCUGGAAUGAUCCUGUCUGACGAGCCCGGUUAUUAUGAGGAUGGAAAGUUUGGUGUUCGAAUAGAAAACCUGGUUCUGGUUGUAAAAGCUGAGACAAAGCAUAAUUUCAGAAACAAGGGAUUCUUAACCUUUGAACCCUUGACCCUUGUACCCAUGCAGCUGAAGAUGAUAGAGCCCUCCUUAUUAACAGAGAAAGAGAUAAGCUGGUUAAAUGACUACCAUACAAUGUGUAGGGAUAUAGUGGGACCUGAACUUAAGAGGCAAGGAAAGAAGGAGGCAUAUGAUUGGAUGAUGAGGGAGACCCAAAGCAUUGGAUAAUACAGAUGUAUGGAUUGGUUAGAUUUGUGAUCUGUCUUUUUAUGCAUUGUGAAAAGAUUUUCUACAUUUGACUAGGAACUAGGUUAAUUUAUAUCCAACAUUGUGAUCUUGAUUCAUGCUCAUUUUCAAUUCAUUUUGUAAAAAUUUCAAACAAGAAAGAUUAAAUCAGCAAUAUUUUACAAA